AUGAAGAUUCUCCCCACUUGCUUCCUCCUCGGCACGGCCGCCGCGUUUCGCCUCAGCCUCCCCGAGCCGGCAUACAUCCAGAAAACGGACGGGAGCCUCAGCCAGGAGAGCGGCGCCUACCCGCCAUGCGGGGGCGGCAAGCUCCUCGGGGCCUUCUCCGACUACCCGCGCGCGGGGUCCCCCUUCUCCGUGACCACCGACCUGAACGAGUGCGUCUGGGCCCUGCGCGCCUACCGCGCCGGCGACGACGGCCAGGACCCGGCGACGCUCAAGUACAUAUGGCAGACGGGCGCCGGCUCCCUGUGCAUCCCGUGGCUUCCCGACGCGAGCAAGCUGCUGGGCCCCUUUCCCGACGAUGCCCAGGCCACCUUUUCCGUCUACCAGCUUUCGAAGGGGGGCAGCUACCAGUAUCAAUGCGCCAUGGUUUAUUUCAGGGAGAACAUGCCCCGCGCCGAAGUCCCGACGAGCUGCCGCAACUCGACUGGUGUAGAGGCCAGGUUUAUCGAGUUUGACGAUAUCGAGGAGUUCCGCAACCCUUCCAAUCAUAGCUCUGCCCCUGUCACUAGUUCUACAAUAGCAUCAGCCAGUACCAGCACUGCAGAGUCUUCGAGUAGCUCCACUGUGUCGUCCACUACCUUUUCCUCGUCCUCCACCACUUCUUCGUCGUCUACAAGCUCUACAGCGUCCUCUACGAGCUCUGAAGUGUCCCCGACAGCCUCUACAUCAUCUUCCACGAGCCCCACCGAGUCACCCACCUCUCACCCGCCCAUCACAAUGACAUCCCUGGUGACCUUCAUUUCCACAUCAGUCUCACAGCCGCCACCAUCGACAGCUGAGACCCCAGUGACGGCAACGACUACGGUAACAUCAUCACCCUCUGCCUCGGCAACCGCGCUUCCAGCCGGUGACGCGAGUGGCAGGGAGCAGGAUCGCCAGAGCUUCGUGGCUGUUACGAUCCUCGCCUCGGUCUUCGGCACCGUCCUCCUGAUCUCUCUCUGCUGCUGCAGCCGCUGCUUCCUCCGCGGAGGCUGUGGCGACUGGUCCUACGCACUGGCCUCUCGCUUCGGGUUGCAGCUGCCCAGGACGACCCGCGUGCCCCAGGAGGUCGAGCCGGGGCUCCCAUUCAAUAUUACCGUCAAUAAUAAGAACUAG
Gaeumannomyces tritici R3-111a-1 is the source of this 1152-nucleotide messenger RNA. RefSeq lists its product as hypothetical. The transcript has a single exon. NCBI's taxonomy places the organism in Eukaryota, Fungi, Ascomycota, Sordariomycetes, Magnaporthales, Magnaporthaceae. The record is from RefSeq and is a predicted model, not a curated record. The coding region runs from base 1 to 1152 and encodes 383 amino acids.